UUUUUGUGUCGUUUCAUCGGUGUUUUCAUUCCACUCUUGCCGGAGUUAUAAAAUCCCAACGACAACAACAAGAUGAUAAAUGCAGAGUCAAAAUGAAAUUAGGUCAUCUCUCUAUUUGUGCCAAUUAGUAAUGAAUAUGUCGUUAAUUCUUCUCGAAAUUUAGCAUAUCGUUGAGGUACAACAAAAAGAUUAAUUGCAAAUUUAACUUUUUGGUCUACCCGUUGCGUAAAGUGCUGACUUUUCAAGAAAAAGGGCUGGUGUAACAGGAGAAUUUGUCUAUGGAAGAAAGUGUCCGUAACAAUCAGGUACUCUAUCAUUUCCUAAAAAAUCCUAAUUCUGCAUAUAAAUACUAAUAGAAGUCGAGAAGUCGGAGCCAACAGUACACCAGCCUCAUCAUGGCAGAUGGUAGUCCCACACAUACUCACUCAGAGAACCUCAGCCAGGAAGAGAUCUUGAUGGCACCUUAUACCUACAUUCUACAAGUUCCAGGGAAGCAUAUCAGGACCAAGCUAACUUUGGCUUUUAACCACUGGUUGGAUAUAGCAGAGGACAAGAUAAAAGUGGUCAGUGAAGUCACCCAGAUGCUGCAUAAUGCAAGUCUUCUAAUAGACGAUAUAGAAGACAAUUCCAAGCUGAGGCGAGGCAUUCCAGUGGCCCAUAAUAUCUAUGGUGUGGCUCAUACGAUCAACAGUGCUAAUUAUGUGUAUUUUCUGGGUCUCGAGAAAGUGAUAUCACUGCAGCAUCCUGAGUGUACCAAGGUAUUUACAGAGCAGCUAUUGGAACUCCACCGUGGCCAGGGGAUGGACAUCUACUGGAGGGACUCCUACACCUGUCCUACUGAAGAGGAAUAUAAGGAUAUGGUGAUCAAAAAAACGGGUGGCCUGUUUGGUCUUGCUGUGCGACUAAUGCAACUGUUCAGUAAAAAUAAGAGUAACUUCAAACCACUCUUAGAUACGCUUGGCCUCUACUUCCAGAUCAGGGACGAUUACGCUAACCUUCACUCUAAAGAGUAUCAAGCCAACAAGAGCUAUUGUGAGGACUUUACAGAGGGAAAAUUCUCCUUUCCAAUCAUAUAUGGUAUCAGAUCAGAGAAGAGCUCUAAUCAGAUCAUGAGUAUACUACGGCAGCGAACAACUGACAAUGAUGUGAAGAAAUACUGUGUGGAAUACCUCCACAAGUUGGGAGCCUUUGAUUACACCAAACAAGUACUCAUUGAACUGGAGGAAAAGGCAACAUCAAUAAUUGAGGGCCUAGGAGGAAAUCCAUAUCUGACUGGACUCAUUGGAGAACUUAAAAAACUUUAUCGAAAUGAGAAACCUGAAUCAAGUUGAUGAAGGCGAAUUCCUGGGACUUGUUUGCAAGACACAUGGUGGGCUAUUCAUUCACUGUGAGGAAAUGAUUCUGAACAUUCCAAUAUUGUCAACGUUGCAUAGAAAAUCAGUUAGACAACAAAGAGGUCGUUUCGAUCUUUGAAAGCUCCCUUUGCCCUCAGACUAGCGCAUGUACUAUCACGUAUCACACUAUAAGUCUUUUUCGUUUUUCUUGCCAUAACAGAUUACUGCCAAUCAGAAAUGUCUAUUGUCUUUAUGUGCAAUUACAGCUAUCAGAAAAUGUCAUCCUUUUUUCUAUACGACUGGAAUUAAAUGAUCUUUUAUUGA
Lineus longissimus is the source of this 1658-nucleotide messenger RNA. RefSeq names its product geranylgeranyl pyrophosphate synthase-like. Lineage: Eukaryota; Metazoa; Nemertea; Pilidiophora; Heteronemertea; Lineidae. Gene Ontology annotation, molecular function: prenyltransferase activity. The record is from RefSeq and is a predicted model, not a curated record. Gene Ontology annotation, biological process: isoprenoid biosynthetic process. The transcript has 9 exons. Bases 396 to 1331 code for a protein of 311 amino acids.